Messenger RNA from Hydra vulgaris (swiftwater hydra), 1851 nucleotides. RefSeq lists its product as uncharacterized. NCBI's taxonomy places the organism in Eukaryota, Metazoa, Cnidaria, Hydrozoa, Anthoathecata, Hydridae. The record is from RefSeq and is a predicted model, not a curated record.
AUGUCAUUAAUCACGUUUUAUGUGAAUUAAGAAACAUGUUUAUAUACAAAUAUGGAAAAUGAAUUACACACUUUCUAUUUAAAGAUGAGAAAGUCAAAUAUAAAAGUGAAGGUUUAUCGAAGUGAAACAAAUCACAGCAAAGUAAAAAGGGUACACAAGUAAUAUACAAAAACUGGUUUUGCAAAGUGGCAGGAGUUAAGUUUGUUAAAUUCAAUCCACUGUUAAACGUUUUUUCUUUAUAAAGUGUGAAAAUGAAUGAUAAAAAACUUACUGUAGCAUGCUCAACAGAAUACAAAGACUAUCCCUUUAAGGAAAAACUUGAUAUUUGGACUUUGAUUUCUUUAAAAGCGCCUUCAUUGGGAAUGACUUUAGAUGAAAAAGAACAUAGAAAAAGAGCACCUAUAGACCUUGUUGUAGUAAUAGAUAAGUCUGGAUCAAUGGCUGGUGAAAAACUUGCUCUUGUUAAAAAAACUUUGGAGUUUGUUGUAUCACAACUAAAUGAAAAAGAUCGACUUUGCCUUAUUACAUUUGACACAAGUGUUUAUUUGGAUUUUAAACUAACACCAAUGACACCAAUGAACAAAUAUCAGACCUUAAAAAUUAUAAAAGAUAUAUCACCAGGAUCAAUGACUAAUCUUUGUGGAGGUUUAAUGAAAGGUUUAUGUGAAGUUAUUGAUCGUGCUGAUGAAGAAAAAAAUGAAGUUGCAUCAGUUUUAUUGUUUACUGAUGGUUUUGCUAAUAAGGGUAUAACAGAAACAAAAGGUAUAAUUGCUGCAAUGAAAGAUCCAAAAACAUAUGAUGGACCUUCGUCUAUGCUUAGUAAUUAUUCUGAUUUUCAAAUCAUCAGGCAUAGCUCAAGAACAUAUACACCUCAUCAGGCAUGGCUCAAAAACAUAUACAGCAACAAUAAGGAAGAGUCACAAACUGCUAAAUAUACCAUUGGUAUUGUUGGCCCUAAAACUGCAGAUGCUUCAAUUUAUACUUUUGGUUUUGGAUCUAACCAUAAUGCCCAAAUGUUAAAAGAAAUAUCUGAUGCUGGCAGUGGCAUGUAUUACUACAUUGAAAAUGUUGAUAUGAUUGCAGAAGCUUUUGGUCAAUGUCUUGGAGGUCUUUUAUCUACUGUUGCCCAAGGUAUUCAAGUAGAAAUAAUGAUGGAAAAUAAAGUUUCAAUCAAGAAAGUACACAGUAAUCAACCAACAGAGAAGCAAGGCAGCAGCAUUAAAAUCAACAUGGGUGAUCUUCAAUCAGAAGAAAGCAGAGAUGUUGUAUUAGAGCUGUCUAUUGAUUCUUUAGAUUCUCCGACAGAUUGUCAGACUCUUUUUAAUAUUAAAUUAAACUAUUUUAAUGUUAUUAAUGAAUGUUUGGAAAGUAGUAAUGCUGUUCUUACUGUACUCAGACCAGAAAAAUGUGAAGAUCAUAACAAAGAAAGCUCAAAUAUUGAUCUAAACAAACAAGUAUUACGAAUAAAUGUGACAAAAGCAAUGAAUAAUGCAUACGAAAAAGCAGAGGAAGGAGAUUUUUCAGGAGCAGCUGAUUUUCUAGAAGAACAGUUAUUGGUAUUGAAUUCAGUUUCUUCUAGGCUUGCUGAAGAUGACCAAUUACAAUGUAUGCUUGCGGAUGUUGCUUUGUGUGGUAAAGUUACCAAAAAAGCAGGAUGGUUUGAAAAAGGAAGAAAAGCUCUCUUAAAUACAUUGCAACAACAUGAACGUCAACGAAGUUCAAAUUUGAAAUCGAAAAGCUAUGCAACAAAAGAACAAUGUUAUGGAAGGGUUGCUGCAAAGGGUUUUGUAUUAAAAUAGUUUAUAUUUGCUUUAUAUAUAUGAUAAUAUAUAUAUAUAUAUAUAUAUAUAU